ACACGCCUCGUGUUUGGUUUUCACUCUCCCCGGCUUGGGCUGCAGACGACUUUACAAUUUACUCUUUGCUUUGUGCAAGAAAACCUGUGUUUACAUGAGUCUUAACUGCGUAAAAAACAUCUGGAGGAAUCUAACUGUAACCGAAGAUGGAAUUAUAACCAACAACAACAACAACAACAACAGCCCUCUGCAAGAAAACUGCUCAUUACCUUAUUUAUGAACGUCACCCCUAUAAAUUCUGUCUGGACACAUUUAACGUUGGAUUUCUCACCGGAAUGUUUGGCUCCGUGCGCACGGUUGUUGGGACAGCUUGCCACCACUGCCCCACAUUUCUUUGAUGUUUUUUUUUUUUUUUUUUUUACAAUGUUUGUCCAGUUGCUUAGCGCAUGGUGCUGCUUCAUAAAAGUUUCAGACACUGAGCGACCAUGGGGGCGGUCAGAGGGGCUGCCCUUUCCACCUCCAUUCACACUCUGAAAGGCUGAUGUUGCGUCUUUCUCUCAUUGUGCAGUUCCUCACUCGCUUAUUUCGCUGUUCUGGGGAAUCGACCUGAAUGAGAUUUUGUCCAUUGUUACAAGUUUUGUUUUGAUGAUCAAGGCGGAUGUUUUAUGCUGCCCAGUUGCUUUAAAAAACUUAUUCCCGAGAUAUAUUUUGGUCACUUAAUGGGAACUCGCGCUGACCAGUGGGAAUACUGCAACUUUUUUCUCUGCGCACAGCGAACUGACUCUUAUAUUUACGCACAAAACGGAUGACUACCUUUGAAAAUCAACAAUAGUCUUCUUGCUUUUUUAAAAAAAACCUAAAGGAGGAAUGGAAUUACUCGGUGUUCGACUCAUGCAAACGGGCAACCAUGUAUAAAAUCCCUCCCCAGUUCUUGGAGGACAGACGUAUAAAGGAUACACAUUGGCACAAUGCACCCUACUCACAUAAAGUUGGAUUAAGGUGGAUAUGGGCGUAUUUGUUGAUGCUCCUGGUUUGCAAACUACCCGGACUUUCUUUGUGUGCAAGUGUGGCAGGAUCCAAAGUUGCACACGAAGGACUUUGUCCAAACAAGCUGAAUUCCAACCUCUGGGUUGAUGCGCAAAGCACCUGCGAGAGGGAAUGCAACGUCGAUGAGGACUGUGCAGACUUUGAGAAAUGCUGCACCAACGUGUGUGGCCUCAACAGCUGUGUGGCAGCACGUUUCUCUGACGGCACGUUUGCACAGCCAGGUGGGCUGGGUGGAGAAGGAGACGACGGCCCCAUCUCCACCGCUACCUGUGAGGGCUUUAUCUGCAGCCAGCAAGGAGCAACCUGUGACAUUUGGGAUGGACAGCCCAUCUGCAAGUGCCAGGACCGAUGUGAGAAAGAGCCCAACUUCACCUGUGCUUCAGAUGGCCUCACCUAUUUCAACCGCUGCUACAUGGAUGCAGAGGCCUGCAUCCGUGGGGUGAGUUUAACUGUGGUCACCUGUCGUUUCUACCUCGCCGGGCCCCACACCAGUCCACUGCCUCAGGACACUACCGCUAAUCCCACCCCGACAUCCUCCCAGGAGGACCCCAUGCCUCCCGCACUGUACUCCAACCCUCACCAUCAGUCCAUCUAUGUCGGAGGCACAGUCAGCUUCCACUGUGACGUCAUUGGAGUCCCGAGACCUGAUGUAACAUGGGAGAAACAGAGCGAGCGGCGAGAACGGCUGGUCAUGAGGCCUGACCAGAUGUAUGGCAACGUUGUCAUCACCAACAUCGGACAGCUGGUCAUCUACAACGCCCAGGUGUGGGACACAGGUAUCUACACCUGCAUCGCACGCAAUUCUGCAGGAGUUCUUCAUGCAGAAUACCCUCUGUCUGUCAUCCGCCGAGCUGAUGAUGAUUUCUCUGAAGAUCCUGAGAUGCCCAUGGGGAGACCGUUCUCCCCAGCUGACUGCCUGGCUGAGGUGGACAGCAGAGUGUGCAGCGGAGAGCGCCACGUGGACUGGUAUUAUGAUAGCAAGCUGGGCACCUGCAUGGCCUUCAGCAACGGUGGGUGUGACGACAGUCGCAACCGGUUUGAGACUUACGAGGAGUGCAAGGCCUCCUGUCAGAGAGAGGGGAUGGGCAUCUGCUCCCUGCCUGCUGUUCAGGGCCCCUGCAAAUCUUGGGAGGCGCGUUGGGCCUGGAACUCCCUCAUGAAACAGUGCCAAGCCUUCGCCUAUGGUGGCUGCCAUGGGAACGCCAACAGCUUCCACACCAAAAAGGAGUGUGAAGCAAACUGCCCACAACCCAAAAGGAAACCUUGUAAGACCUGUCGGGUGAAGGGGAAAAUGGUACCCAGUUUAUGCCGCAGUGAUUUUGCCAUUGUGGGGAGGCUGACGGAGCUGGUGGAGGAUCUGGACUCUGGGUUAGCCCGCUUUAGCUUGGAAGAGGUCCUGAGAGAUGAAAAGAUGGGACUGACUUUCUUCAACACCAAACAUCUGGAAGUGACCAUCGCCAAGAUCGACUGGAGCUGCCCCUGCCCCAACAUCACCAUGGAGGAAAACCCUCUGCUGGUGAUGGGUGUGGUGCAGGAUGGCAUGGCCAUCAUCCAAUCAGACAGCUAUGUCAGAGCCAUAACUGAACGCAGACUCAAGAAGCUCCGUGAGGUUCUGGACAAGAAGACCUGCGAGGCAUCUAAAACUCCCAAGACUUAAA
This is a messenger RNA of Seriola aureovittata, 2645 nucleotides long. It is a transcript of the gene wfikkn1, whose product is annotated as WAP, follistatin/kazal, immunoglobulin, kunitz and netrin domain containing 1. Gene Ontology annotation, cellular component: extracellular region. The coding region runs from base 848 to 2644 and encodes 598 amino acids. The record is from RefSeq and is a predicted model, not a curated record. NCBI's taxonomy places the organism in Eukaryota, Metazoa, Chordata, Actinopteri, Carangiformes, Carangidae. Gene Ontology annotation, molecular function: protein binding; serine-type endopeptidase inhibitor activity. The transcript is spliced from 2 exons.